AGCGGGGCAUGAGGGAGGGAUGGCCCCUGGGCGGUGCCCUGCUGGCUGCCUCUGGGAGGAGCGGCGCGGCAGGAGGAAGAGAAGAAGGAAAGGAGAAGGAGAAGCCCAGUGAGGGGUAAAAUAUAUAGUUGACAGGACCUCAGAUGUCUUUGGAGGAUAAAGAAGCCCAGGAAGAUGAGCUGCUCGCUUUGGCAAGUAUUUAUGAUGAAGAUGAAUUCAAGAGAGCACAGUCAGUGCAAGGAGGUGAAAUCAGGAUUUCUGUGGAACUGCCUGAGAACUUCACCGUGUUUUUGCGUGGCAACCAGGCAGAGAAUCCUCCAAACAACUUUGAAUGCACAGUUUGCUUUUUACCUCCAAUAGUGCUGAAUUUUGAAUUUCCAGCAGACUACCCGUCGACCUCCCCACCUGCAUUCACCCUCAAUAGCAAGUGGCUCUCCCAGGCACAGCUCAUUGCGCUUUACAAGCACUUAGACACCAUAUGGGAGGAAAAGAGAGGUUCUGUGGUCUUGUUUGCCUGGAUACAGUUUCUCAAGGAACAAACACUUGUCUAUCUGAACAUUACUUCCCCAUAUGAGCCAAAUAUAUGUGGACAAGAAAAAGGGCAAAGCAGGACAAGCGAAGAAGAGGUUUGCUCUGAUGCAGUGGCUGGUGCCACAGCACAGGAAGAAAGCCUUGAUACAAGAGCAAUGCAAGAUGUUGAGUCUUUAUCCAACUUGAUUAGGGAAAUUUUAGAUUUUGACCAUGCCCAACAAGAAAAAUGCUUCAAUGGUAAAAUGCAUACAUGUAAUAUCUGUUUUUCUGAGAAGCUGGGAAGUGAAUGUAUGUACUUUUUGGACUGCAGGCAUGUGUACUGCAAGGCUUGCUUGAAGGAGUACUUUGAAAUUCAAAUCAAAGAUGGGCAGGUCCAUUGCCUGAAUUGUCCGGAACCUGAAUGUCAUUGUGUUGCCACUCCAGGGCAGGUUAAAGAACUGGUGGAAGAGCAACUUUUUGCACGUUAUGAUCGCCUGCUGCUUCAGUCCAGCUUGGAUUUGAUGUCAGAUGUGGUAUAUUGCCCACGGCCAUGCUGCCAAACACCAGUAAUGCAGGAUCCAUGUUGUUCUAUGGGCAUCUGUUCCAACUGCAGUCAUACCUUCUGUACGGUGUGUAAGAUGGCUUACCAUGGCAUCUCCACAUGUAAAAUGUCUGCAGAGAAGUUACUGGAAGUGCGGGAUCAGUACAUUACAGCAGAUCAGGCCACUAAAAGAUUUUUAGAGAAACACUAUGGGAAAAGAGUAAUUGAAAAGGCUGUGGAGGAGUUGAGAAGUAAUCAGUGGGUGAAAGGUAAUUCAAGAUCGUGCCCUUCUUGUAGAGCUCCUAUACAGAAGAUAGAUGGCUGUCAUAAGAUGCUAUGUGCUGCAUGUAAUAAGCCCUUUUGUUGGUUUUGCAUGCACAUUAUCACCACAGCAGACCCUUACAUGCACUUUAAUGAUCCAGCCUCCCCAUGCUACAAUAAGUUAAGGUGACCAUUAUAAUUACAAGAGGAUGAGUCGUCUCUACCCAGUAACCAGUUAAACUGAACAAAAUAUAAAUUCCACUAAAGAAAUUCACCAAAUAUUAUGCCACAGCUACAUAUGCUCAGUUCAAGAUUGUUUUGAACACUGAUUUUUUGAGAGAGAAGCACUUCAAGAUUCUUGCAGAAUUGCUUUUGUUUGCAGUGCCUAAACUUCUUUAGCAUCAUGGUAUGAUUUAAAGUCCCUUUAUAAUUUUCAAAUUAAACUUAAUUAACAUUU
This is a messenger RNA of Sceloporus undulatus (fence lizard), 1769 nucleotides long. RefSeq names its product E3 ubiquitin-protein ligase RNF14-like. Gene Ontology annotation, molecular function: ubiquitin conjugating enzyme binding; ubiquitin protein ligase activity; zinc ion binding. The record is from RefSeq and is a predicted model, not a curated record. Gene Ontology annotation, cellular component: cytoplasm; ubiquitin ligase complex. NCBI's taxonomy places the organism in Eukaryota, Metazoa, Chordata, Lepidosauria, Squamata, Phrynosomatidae. The transcript has 8 exons. The coding region runs from base 144 to 1502 and encodes 452 amino acids. Gene Ontology annotation, biological process: protein polyubiquitination; positive regulation of proteasomal ubiquitin-dependent protein catabolic process; ubiquitin-dependent protein catabolic process.